Daphnia pulicaria is the source of this 7077-nucleotide messenger RNA. Its product is annotated as protein no-on-transient A-like. Gene Ontology annotation, biological process: regulation of DNA-templated transcription. The record is from RefSeq and is a predicted model, not a curated record. Gene Ontology annotation, cellular component: nucleus. The coding region runs from base 99 to 1787 and encodes 562 amino acids. The transcript is spliced from 10 exons. NCBI's taxonomy places the organism in Eukaryota, Metazoa, Arthropoda, Branchiopoda, Diplostraca, Daphniidae. Gene Ontology annotation, molecular function: RNA binding.
GGCAACAUUGCAAGCAUUUGUCAAUUCGUCGCCAUUUCGUUUCUUUGGUGAGAUUUGUGGUUGUGCGUCUUGGAUAUUUUAAAUUAUAAAAUUCAUAAAUGGAUAUUAAGAAGAUGCAGAAACAGGAACCGCCUAUUUCCGAAAAAGUGAAUAAAGACAAUUCAGCACCGUCAAAUCCUGCUUCCAUUCCAUCUACACCUCAGAAUUCUGUAAAUGGUGGUGCCACUUCUGUUGGGAACAACAGUGGAAGAGGGAAGCGUGGAAGCGGUAGAGGUGGUGUAGGAAGAGGUGGACAAGGAGGAAGAAACAAUCAAGGCAACGGCAAGAAUGGGAAUGGUGCUGGACGAUUUCAGAGGAAUGCCAAUAAUAAUAAUCUUGGCCAAAACCAUACAGAGAAAAAGUGGGAAGACAAUUCCCACGGUAAUGGGCAUCAAAAAUUGUCUGAGGAUCGGCAGUUAUUAGAGAAACUUGCUACAUUAUCCAAUUCAACUGCUGAGCUUCCAAUUAGAUCCUUCACUGAAACCAAAUUUUCAGGUCGCAGCAGGUUAUAUGUCGGAAAUCUAGGCAAUGACAUAGUAGAGCAGGAUUUAAAAGAAUAUUUUUCUGCUUAUGGAGAAAUCGCUGAAGUAUUCCUAAACAAGGAAAAGGGAUUUGCUUUUGUCAGAUUGGACUAUCGUUCGAAUUCCGAAAAGGCUAAGCGCGAAUUGGAUGGCAAAGUUUUGAAAGGCCGCACAUUACGUGUUCGCUCCGCUCCGCAUAGUGCUGCUGUCCGCGUGAAAAACUUGUCUCCCUUCGUCACUAAUGAAUUACUAGAAAAAGCCUUUUCUAUAUUUGGAGAUAUUGAAAGAGCUAUCGUGGUUGCUAAUGAGCGUGGGCAGUCGACGAAUGAAGGUGUAGUCGAGUUCGUUCGUAAGCCAGGUGCCCAAGCAGCAAUUCGUCGCUGCACAGAUGGAUGUUUCUUCCUUACUUCGUCGUUACGACCUGUAGUGGUAGAACCAAUGGAACAGUUAGACGAUGAGGAUGGAUUCUCCGAACGUGCAUUUACUAAAAAGACGCCAGAAUUUUCGAAAGAGAGAGAAGCGGGGCCAAGAUUUGCUGAGCCCAACAGCUUUCAAUUUACUUACGGUCAACGUUGGAAGCAAUUGCUCGAGCUGUACAAGCAAAAGAUGGAUGCUGUUGAGCGCGAACUGAAAAUUGAAGAAGAUAAGCUUGUGUCUCAGAUGGAGUAUGCUCGGUAUGAACAUGAAACAGAACUUCUCCGCGAACAACUCAGGCAGCGCGAACAGGAUCGGGAGAGGCAAAAACGUGACUGGGAAAUGAAGGAGCGUCAACACGAAGAAUCCCGAUUGCGGGAAGAAGAAACUCUUCGCCGACAACAGGACGAAAUGCAGCACCGAUUGCGUCAGCAGGAAGACGAAAUGCGUCGUCGUCAACAAGAGAACACCAUGUUCAUGCAGGAGCAAAAUACAGAAGCGUCUCCCCCAGAUUUCCGUCGACCACUUCAGCCUCCCAUUUUUGAUCGCCCUAUGAUGGGUGGCAACGGACCUCACAAUCUCAUGGAUCUUCAAAUGGAAAAUAAGCCGUUCCACAACUCGUUUGAGCAGCGGCCUUUGGAGCCGCCACCGAUGUUUAACAACAUGCCUAUUGGGGGUCGUAUGGAUGGCCCAAAUAACAACAUGGGAAAUAUGCCACCCCGUGGGCCACCUCACGGAGUCAAUGCUCCGCGAUGGGGCCGCCCCAACGAGCGCGAUCGUGAGGAUUUCCUGGUCAAGCGUCGCCGUUUCUAAGGGCUCUCUUGUGCUUGUCUAUCCUGACUCAUUUUCAGCUAUCAUUGAAAGGCAUUACAAAGAUGCAGUCCCGUGCAAACUUUAAAAAACAAAAACAAAAAAGAACGAAAAACAUUCUCUUUACUUGAAUUAUCAUUUCUUUUCGAAACGACGUUUCAGUUUUGCUUGGAUGACUCAGUUUAAAAAGUAAAAUUUGAAAUUAUUACGAUUUUUGUCUUCGUUUUUGCGAACCUUUCAUUUCUUUUUUUAAAACUUCACUUUUUUUUUGUAAUCUUCAUUUCCAUUCUACAUCUCUCCAUUAACUGUCAUCAUCUAUAUCUGCCAUCCCAACCGAUUCGGACUAAUUUUUUUUUUAAUGACUUAAGUUGGUUUUGUUGGUAUGUGCGCAAUCAAAUUGAUGACCAAGUAAGGUCUGUCUUUUUGGUUGCUCGUCUUAAAAACAAUAAAAUUCUUUUCUUAAACAUCAAAUUUCGUUGCCGCUUCUCUUGUGGGGAAUUCCUUUUCAUUUUUAGAAAACAGCCUAGUUCAGUUACGGCUACAAAGCGUAGGAAUCUUGUGUGUGUUUUAUCAAGAUGAUUUAUACCCGUCACCCUCAGCUGCCAAAGGCAAAUCAUCCUUAGAUGACUUUCGUUGCAAUUUGACGGAAUUUGACAACUCUUAAAGAACAUGCUCGUUUUCCAAAAUCAUUUCCCCAACACACUCUUUCGUUGCCAUGCCCGGUCAUGUUACCGCAGACGGCCUCAAUUCAUACACGAUAAGUGUAUGAAGGGGGAAAUUGAAGUUUAAUCUUGUACUUGGCAAAUUGGCAACGAAAGUCACCUGGGGGGGACUGACGAUGGCUGAUUUUUUUUUUAUAAAUAAUGCUCUGUGACCGUAACUGAAUACUGAAGUAGGCUAUGAUAAUUGCGGGUAAAUAGAAACUAACAGAUCAAUGAAAGAAUGGAGUAGAAAAAUCAAGCAAGUGCAUUUCAAAAUGCUUUAAGGUUUUAAAGUUACAUUUUAUUUUGUUCUGUCACUGGUCUUUAGGUGUAAGAAAUAUUUUACGUGUUGACUUUUGAUUAGCAAAAAUAUAGUAACCUAACCUUGUAUCCUCACGAAAAAUAGAAAAAAAAACUCAAACAUCUCCGAAACUAACAUGUGAUUAUCAUGAUUGGCGAAGGAGAAAUCAGUGAUUAUCAUGGUGCUACCAUGUGUUUUCGGAAAUGUCAUUAGUUUCUUUUCCCUUAUUUUUUAUAAUGAUAAAGGGGAUGUCCGGUUUAGCGGUCUUGAGCGUCUGCUGUGAUCUGAAAAGUAUUGAGUCUCUGGUUCUAUUCCUGGCUGAAUUCAUCAGUCAUAAAAGACCUUUCGUUGCGCACUUGUGAAUUCAGAGCACAUGAGCACAAGAGUCUUGACUGCUUUCGUGAAUAUAACGUUACUACUGCUACUACGGUGUGUACAACAUCUUGAUAAACCGAAAGCGCCAUUGCACACACUUAAGUGGAAAUCGUGCUGCAGCAAUCGAAUAAAUUUCAUUCCCCUUUGCUCCACAAAAAGAAAUAAAAAAAACAUAUAGAAGUUUGAAAAUCACAAAUACCUUUCUCUCGCAAAGAAAAUGACGACGUUUACUCGAUGAGAUGGGUAUGUCAACUUUUUUCAAUCGCCAAACCCUUUGAUUUUUUUGGAUUGAAACAAAAUGCAUGUUGCUGAGAUUUGUCUCCAUUUUCAAUCUCGUCCAGAAGUUUGUCUUACUAGAUAUAUAUUAACCAAUUUACCUGCAAUCAAAUCAAGACUUUUUCUCAUUUGUAUUGAAACGUACCCUACCUUUUAAAAAAGCCGCGACUUGUUUAAUUCAAUGCCGGUCUGAUUCGUACUGUUUUUUUUUUGUUUUUUUGUUUUUUUGCUGGAAAGUGAGAGGAUCUUCAAAAAUGUCUUGAUCAAGUAGGGUGUAGCUUUUUCCAAAGGCUAGCAUUUGAAAGAAAGUAAUCCAAAACAUGUUCAUUGUAAUAAUUUUUGUUUUUAGGAAAUAGGGUUUACUUCAAAAUAUUAUUAGAAUUGUUGGAAAAGGCACACAUCAAAGAUGCAUGUCUGGCGUUGAGCUUCAUGUUGAAUAUUUCAGGGGUUUCAUCCGGUUUCAUCCGAGAUCAUAUUAUUCAUCUAUUUCAUGACGAAAGAAUUGCAGCAUAAUGUGAAUUUGUGAUGAAUCGAAAUUUACGUGAUGCGUCUGCUCGUUGGCUGCUUGAAUGAUCUUCAAGGAGAAAUUCCAGUUUGUUAAUAUGAAAGAAAAAACACCCUUCUUUGAUACCCUGAAUGAACUAACUCAUUAAUAAGUAGAAUGGGACAGUCAAAUUUAAUCCAUUUUGAUUUCAGUCAUUCUUGCGUUUAUUGUUUACAAAAAUUUUCUAUUUUUCUAAAGACCUAAACGUAAUGCAUUUUAAUUCUCUCAAUAGAACAUGCCGAUAGCACGUCAAGAUUUUCAAUUAAAAGCCUCCAACUUAAGUCCGGCUAAAUUAACAUUUUGAAGUAGUGCUAGCUUUGCUCUUGGGGAAAAAACACGUUUGGCUUUUAACUGGUUAGGGGAAACUAUUGCUUCAUUGUUUUUCUAACUUAGUUUUAGACGAAAAAAUCACAAAUUAGCAUCAUCUCAGUAUGUUUUAGAUUUAAUAUGGGUUGGAACUGCUUUAAAAAUAAGAAUUAAAUUAAAAUUGUAUUAAACCACGCCACAGGGGAAAGUUGCUCUUUUGGCCACUCUAGUAUUUCUGGUGCCUAUGAGAAAUUAGCCUAGUUCUAUAUUUUGAUAAAAGCAAUAAAAACUAGCUGAUUUAUUAAUCAGUUUCUAAACCAGUUUCAUCAAAUAAAGGUAAUUUUCAAUUUGAAGUGUCAUAUUCCUAUAAUUCUGCAUUACUUCCACAUCGCCCAGCCAGCAAGCCUCAAAUUAAUGGCCGGGUCGGCUCAUUUGUCUUUGCAAUUUGGCACAACUCUUAUGGUCGAAGUAAUUUCGCAAACAUUGUCCAGAGAUUCUCGCACCUUCGUCGUGUUUGCUGCGCCACCUAUGAAAGGUAUGCUACGUCAAAAUUGGUGUCGAUGUUUAUUUUUUGGGCGAAACUUCCCGAAAAUCAGUGACUUCUUUGCAUUUUCUGCCAUUGAAUUUGUGGAAAUUUAAAUUAAAGCUAACAAUUAAUUUUUUAAAAAAAUUGUUCAAAAAUUUACAAACGAUUUUUCUAUCCAAUUUCCAAUUAAGCCCACCUAAGCUAAAGAAGUCUUUAGAGCCCCGGUUUGAAUAGCAUUAUUAGAAUAUGUUAAUUACAUUUAAACCAGAAUUGAACUCGUCCUGUAUUCUUGAAAUAACGACUUGGCUUUAACUCGCUUGAAAUUGAAAACAAAUGUGGAAAUUCGCGAUGAAAAAGCUAAAGUUAAGAAGAACGGAAUUGAAGGCGUUUUGAAAGGUGAAGUUGGUGAUUGGAAAACUCAUUUUUUGACAGGUGAAAGGUUGAAGCAAUUUGGUAUAAUUAUUGAACAAUAAUCGUGUACAUCUUUAAGAAAAAUCAUCGAAACAGACCAAAUGUUCUGGUAAUGUGAAUUUGAAUAGUUUUUGGCCCUUUCAAAGCGUGUCACCCACCAUGUUUGAAUUUUUUAAAUCCUGGAUGUGACUAAACAUAACAAAAAUGUUUCUAAAAGGUAAAUAUUUUGUUAUUUUUAUGCAUUUAUAUUUAUCAUGUGAUUGAAAACCCAGUUUUACUAUCGACACCCUUUGUCGGGGUGAGUUGUCUAGUACUGUGAUGUUAAUUAAUGGGGCAAAGUAAAUGUAGUAGGGAAAGACAGUCCCGAACUGGACGCAAUCUGUUUGGGCACUUGAAAAACAAGUCUGGAAAAAUGGAAUUGACUUGAUCGAAGCCAAAUAAGAAUCGUGAAACACGUUUUAUUUGACAGAGAUUCUACUUAUUGAUCAGAUGACGUAAGCAGCAAGAAGUCACCAACUAAUAUGAAAAGAUGACGAUUUUUUUUGGGGAGGGGGGGGGGAGGAGGAUUUUCGAGAAGGAUAGUUUUGAGCCGAGUAUAACGCUGGUUUUAAUCCCAUAUUUUGUCUUUCCACCUUUCCAAUUCAAUGAAGCCCACACCACUCCUUUGAAAUGCUGCUGGCUUUGAACGCCGUGCGUGCUGAUGUCCUACAGAGAAGCAAUCAAGACCCUCUUUCAUCUUUCAGUCUAUUAUAGUGAAGUAGGCCAUUCUUUGGGACCGGAUUUUUUUAAUGGAAAUUUUGAUCUACUUGCAAUGCGCUGGCGGAAAGUUUUCAGGCCUUCGUGUAGAGCGCGAAGAAAGUUCUGAAGGCGGACUAUCUACAUUCUACAGUACGUCACGGCGUCUACGUAGAAAUCAAUAAAAUGGAAUCAACUUUUGGAGAUGGGUGGGGUAUGAAAGGAAUUCGAGAAUGCGGUUGAAAUUGAUUUUUAAUCGGAAAAUACGCAUCCAGGUGAUCGAUGUAUGUAGUAAAUGCUUCAAUGCGCGAGAAUUUCGCUUCUCUUUGCGCACUCAUAUUGAUUUGUGCACUCACCUACGUAAAAGACCAAAAGAAAACUGUGUGCGAAUAUGCAUCAAAGUAGGAGAAGUCAAAUGAAUAUGACUUGGAGGAGCGACACGGCAGAUUUCAUUUCGAUGCUAUUGUUAAUCAAACUUAUGGAAAUUAAUUUCGGGUCACAUUCAACCAACGUGUUUCUUUCUCUUUUUGAACUGUCGUUUCCAUUACUCAUGGUCAACGUUCCAAGGUCUAGGAUUUAACGGAUAACAACCAUACUUUUGUCUCCGUGCCAAAAUAGAUAUUGCUUUCGACCUAAAUCGAAGUCACAAGAAGCAGCGAAAUUAUUCAUUGCAACUACAGUGGAUUCACUGAAGCAGAAAAUCCGCCAGUCCAUUAGAACAAUGGAAACUGGUUUUUCGAACCGACGGCACUCUUCAUUAUUUGUUGAGAUUCCGCUGGAGGAAAAAAUGAACAAAGUGAAUGGAUUCGUCUUUCCGUUGGCGUGAAAUGCGGGUUGCAUUGUCUGGAAAGGCUGACUCUGCUCCUGAGCGUUCCCAUUCAUCUCUCCUGGCAUCUAGACUAAAUAGAAAAAAUCCUUCCGCACCAUACGGACGUAUAGACCUGUGUUGGAGGUCGAGGCGCCUGUUACUCUCCGUCAACUCAACCCAAAAGGACUAAGGGAAAAUGCAAUAGAAGGAAGACAAUGACGAAAGAACAAAGGAGCUUAAAUAACGGCUCCACGGUUGUAGCAAAUGCCGAGAAAAAAAACAAAAAAAAACAAAGAAGAAUCGAUUGGGC